Messenger RNA from Corapipo altera (White-ruffed manakin), 2821 nucleotides. RefSeq lists its product as uncharacterized. The record is from RefSeq and is a predicted model, not a curated record. Bases 1851 to 2471 code for a protein of 206 amino acids. The transcript has 6 exons. NCBI's taxonomy places the organism in Eukaryota, Metazoa, Chordata, Aves, Passeriformes, Pipridae.
CCAGUGCUUGACAACUCUUUCUGUGAAGAAAGUUUUCCAAACUAAACCUUCCCUGGUGCAACUUAGGCUGUGUCCUCUCAUCCUAUAGCUUGUUACUUGAGAGAUGAGACCGCCCCCCACCUUGCUACAACCUCCUUUCAGGUAGUUGUAGUAACCAGAGUUCUCUGCUCAGCCUCCUUUCCAGGCUAAACAACCACAGCCCCCUCAGCUGCUCCUUAUAAGAUUUGUGCUCCAGACCCUUCACCAGCUUUGUUGCUCUUUGGAUGCUCUCCAGCACCUCAGUGUCUUUCUUGUAUGUUAUGCCCAUCUCACCUAUGAAAUUUCUAGCUCAUGAAAAGUAUUGCAGAUCACAUGUUUGGCCUCUUUAUCUUAUGGUGACAGUUACAUGCUUUCAGAUUUUUUUGGAAAGAGCAUUUUGACAGUUGCCUGUAUUGAAAAUGUUACUUUACACCAUUUAAAAUCAGUGUCUUUUUAGAUAUUUUUAGAAACAGGUCAGACAGAUUUGUGAUGCUUUUUCAGAAAAAUUAUGAAUAUAUAAUAUGUGUUGUGCGAAACACAGAGAAAAUGGGAUGACCUCUUUGGCAAUAUCCAGCUUGGAAACUUGUGCUUUAAUGUGAGGUUUAUAAUUUCCUUUGGUAUGAAUGUUCCAUAAAGAAAAGUAAGCUCUUUGUCUUCAUAAACACAUUAAGAAAAGCUUGCCUGGAAUCAAGGUAAUUUCAGAUAAAUUACACCUCUUGGAGUCUGUUCGCUCCUCUGCUGGAAAAAUAUAUAGGUGUAAUCUGUCAAGUACUGUGUUUCUUUUAUAUUAAACAGAACUAGGCCUGCUGGGUGGUAAGUGGGAGGCUUAGAGUGGACAGGGUGAGAUUUAUUAUUUCUUUUAGACUGAUGGUUGUUGCUGUGUUUAAUUCAACAUUCUUGAAUUUUCCAAAGACUUCACAUUUUACUGGAACCAGUAGAAGAUGGUGGAAGUUGUGGGUUUUCUACACUUCUAGGAAAUCAGGCCUUCAGUCUCAAGCUAGCACUUAUUAGUAUUUCUGAAUCUAGUUUUAAUUUUUUAUUAAGUCAGAAAUUAGUAAAAAUUUGUUCUAUAGCUGACCAGUAAAAUGCAGUAAUAAAGUAUUUGCUAACUACCUUGCUGGUGUUAAUAUCCCCCACUGGAGAGUUGAGAUUUUUUUCUUUGUUUUCUUUAUUUUUUUAUAGGGCUGCCUUCCAGUUACAGGUUUCAAGAGUUAUCUGCUUUCCAGAUCUGAAUGGAAUUCUUCUGCAUCAGGACAGUUGUCCCUUGCUGUUGUGCUUGAAGAGGUGACCAUUUGCUAAAAGUAUAUACUGUUUCUUAGAAGUCCGUGUGUUGUGGAGUUGUGCUGGAUUUUGGAGAUUUGUGUUCCUGAGUUGUUUGGCUACUUCUGUUUAUUCCUUCCACUGUCAAAGAAUGCAACAAAGUUCUGUCUACACAGAAAGGAAAUGCUACAAAUAAUCCAGCCUGUUGACAGGAAGAUCAGUAAGUGGGAAAUAUGUGAUGAGAUGUUAGGCUCAAUAAAACUAUGAAAUGAAGUGAGAAGGGUUUUGCUUUGUUUUCUUCUCUAUUCUAGGGAGGGGUUUUUUUGGAGGAGAGGCUAGUUUCUGUCUGUUGAUAAACCUUCUAAAAUUGAAAAAGUAGAAGGAACUGGUAACAGUCAGUAAAGUUGUAAGGGAACACUCUCGGGAACUUGGAUGUCAUAAUAGUCUGGAUCAGAGUAAACAAUCUCCAGCAUGGCCAAUUCCCGUAGGUAUUGGAUGCCUUCUUCCGCAGUCCUCCACCUUCUUGAAGAGCUCGCCAGGGACUCCUUAAAUGGGUAUCUCGCCCUCACAGCAUGGAGGAUUCGGAGCCAAAGACUAGACGCCAUUUUCUCCCUUCCCAUUUCUUGUUCUAUCACGGAGUCUCUGGCAAUGGAUCCCAGUUGCCGUGCUUCUUCACCUUCAAUCAUGUGACUAUCAGCUCCCUUGUCCCAACAUCGCACCAGCCAGAAUCUUUUCCACCUCCCUCUUUACUCUUCUGCUCUUACGUGGAACCACUUCCACCUCCUCUCUGUAUCUCUCAUGUGGAGGUGGAGACUGGGCAUGCCAUGGGGAUGAGCUUCUGUGUCGUUCACGGCGUGGAGAUGGACUUCUAUGCCGUUCAUGCCGCGGAGAUGGACUUCUACGCAGUUCAUACCAUGGGGAUGGACUCCUAUGUUGUUCACGCCACGGAGAUGAACUUCUACGUCGUUCACGCCAUGGGGAUGAACUUCUACAUCGUUCACGCCAUGGGGAUGGACUCCUACGUCGUUCGCGAUACCCAGCGGCUGGAGGUAGCGAAUAGUCUUUUGAGUGCCGAGAUAAGGGCCUCAUCCAAUCAUCCAUGCCUCCAAGAGAAGGUUGGGUCCGGAGGGGUAGGGAUAAUUCUUCCUCAGGUUGAGGGGAAUGCUUUGGCCCCCUCUUUGUGUCUUUCAUAACACUGAAUGUGUAGUCAGGAUAUAAAUCCUCAAGUGGUAAUAUAUCAUGGGUCAUUUGUACUAUUGCCUUCUUUUCUCUUGAUACUGCUCUACUUUCCUUUGGAUGCGCCCCUAGUUUUUUUGGGCGCGCUCCUUCUCUUGCAACCAUCUCUUCCUCUCUGGCAGCUGCUUCUUCUCUUGCAAUCGCUCCUUCCUCAGUCACAGCCACUUCUUCCUCUCUCGCAGUCGCGCCUUCGUCCAUUACUGUCGCUCUUUCCUUGCUUGUAGCCGCUCCUUCGUCCAUUGCUGCCGUUCCUUCGUCCAUUGCUGCUGCUCCUUCGUCUAUUGCUGCCGCUCCUUCACCUACUACU